GGCGCACGUAUAAGGGCGACCGUACGGCUCCUGCAUUCAUUCGCGCUCUGAACCGCCACCCGACUAGGCGGGGUGGCGUCAAAUACACCGUUCGACUACGACCGCGCGCAUAAGCAGCGGUUGGCGCGAGAGCAAGAUGCGGCGCGCAAGCGCAAUCUUGCUGAUGCUAGCGGCCAUCGUGCUAGCUCAGCAGUCACGAGCUUCGUACAUUGAUCCCGGCGACGACGACAUCGAAAUGACUGGCCCCGAGUAUGUAGACGACCCCAACGACCUGCAGGUGCUUCAAGAUGUUGGCAAACGUUCGUCGCUGAUCUACGUUUUCAGGCGGGCGUGCAUCCGCCGCGGCGGCAACUGCGACCACCGCCCCGGCGACUGCUGCCACUCCUCGUCGUGUCGCUGCAAUCUCUGGGGCUCCAACUGCCGCUGCCAGCGCAUGGGCCUCUUCCAGAAAUGGGGCUAACACCACGACGACCCGACCGCCGCUUUUUAACUGGACCCGUUGCGUUUUUCAUAUCUUUCCGAUUCAAAACAGGGAUGUCGAUUUUAUUUCGGAUUUUGGACCACUAUAUGACGUUCUGUUCUCUCACCGUCUCUAAUUGAGCCGAGUGUCCGCUUACUUGGUUGGGCAAUCACCCAGCCUUAUUGCCUAAUCAGUACGCCACGACGCUAAGCUCGGCCAAUUAGCCGCGGACUGCGGGCAGCGCGGGUUCUUGGUGCCUUUUCAGUUAUUUAUUUUUCACCAACGUACCCGGCUACUUGCAGUCCAUUCUAUCGCUAUGUAUGUAUGUAGAGUUAAGUAUAUGUAGAUCUGCUAAUUGGUGGUAAACUUAUGUCAAUAGAAGAGUAGCAUAAAUAUAGACACUUUAACUUUUAAAUGUUCUAGUCAUAUAAGAGACUUAAAACUUGGUGAAGGACGCUAUCGUAAGCCUUUAUAAUAUCGCCAUUUGUAUUUGCGAUUGGCAACUUAGAUUUUUAAAAUAUCUAUAAAUGUGUCAAAAUAUAAUUCUUAUAAUUAAUGAACGAAUCUUUAAUGUACUUGCGACUCUCGGACAGGGGGUAAUAUAGAAUUGCAGCGUAGACGAAUCUUCUGUAUGUAGAUUCCUAAUUUAUAUGUUGCUCUAUCGGGUGACCCUAAUGAUAAGAAUAUGAAAUAUGGAAAAUGAUAUAUUAUACUAAUAAAUGUUUAUGGAGAA
This is a messenger RNA of Colias croceus (clouded yellow), 1193 nucleotides long. RefSeq names its product U8-agatoxin-Ao1a-like. The transcript has 4 exons. Gene Ontology annotation, molecular function: ion channel inhibitor activity. The record is from RefSeq and is a predicted model, not a curated record. Bases 137 to 460 code for a protein of 107 amino acids. Gene Ontology annotation, cellular component: extracellular region. NCBI's taxonomy places the organism in Eukaryota, Metazoa, Arthropoda, Insecta, Lepidoptera, Pieridae.